AUGGGCCACGCAGAACAACACGACUCAUCGCCCUUUGGCGCAUCGCCAAUACGUCAAGGUCAACUAGGCAGUCCGGCGCUGGAUCGCCGAAACACAACAAGCAGCAACAGCGCGAGCAGUGAGAAUAAUGUGUGCAGCCAGUGCAGCAGCAGGAAUGACAGCAGAAGUCAACGUUACAGGACUAGUCAACAUACUUCACCACAACCACUGAGCAGAACCCAGAGCGACAAAGGCGAACCUAUCGAUGAUGGGAUUUAUACUCCGCCACCGUUUACUAGUCCCAGCGUCGUUUCCAGCGUUGCCUUUUCUAAUCCCGGGUUCAGCAUCAGUCCAGUCAGACGGGACUUAUCUCAUACUCAUACAACACUUCCCGAAGGUAUUGAUGCCGUGACGUCUCGGGCCGCAAGGCAUGACCUAGCAAGGCGUCUGAGUCAACUGGCCCGGCGACUCACUUACGAUGGCUCCGAAAGCGUUGACGAGAUGAUCGUUGGAAGCCAGCUCGAGCAGCUUGAGAAGGUCGUAGGUAGUGGCAAAGGUGCUGAAGCUAGCAAGCCUCAACACCAAAUAAGCUUUGAUAGCCCGGGCCGAAGCGACGUUGGCUCCGUGUUAGGAUCGCCAGUUUCAUCUCUGUUCAGAUCCCGCUUUUCGGACCUGUCAGCAUCGCUGCAUAGAGAGCGCGAGGCCGAAAAGGAGCAAGUGGAGGAACCUCCCCAAAAGAAGGGCAUGUCUGGAGCGCAGGCGAAGAAGGUUAUUGCAGAUAUGACCAAGCUGAACGACGAACUGUCCACCGUGGUGAACAAUCUCAAGGCUCGGCAAGAGGAAUCUGAGCACAUCCAAGGACUUCUCAUUGAGCGGGCAGAACGAGCGGCGCAGCGCAUCAUCUUUUUGCAGAAUCGGAUUUCUUAUUUAGAGGAAGAGCUGCAAGAGAAUGAUGGCGAGCUGCAGCACCUGCGGAUAUGCCUGAAAGCCGUGGAGAUUCAAAUGCCACCACACCCCGACAAGGAACUUCAGCGAUGUAUAGCCACGUUCAAGGACGACUACCAAGCGCUCAAACGCAAGCGAGCGCACCGGGCUAGCAUGGCCAGUGUCCGAGGCUACGACCCGCCUCGACUUGGGACACCAUUACGAUGA
Messenger RNA from Pochonia chlamydosporia 170, 1131 nucleotides. Its product is annotated as cytochrome P450. Lineage: Eukaryota; Fungi; Ascomycota; Sordariomycetes; Hypocreales; Clavicipitaceae. The transcript is spliced from 3 exons. The coding region runs from base 1 to 1131 and encodes 376 amino acids. The record is from RefSeq and is a predicted model, not a curated record.